Messenger RNA from Callorhinus ursinus (northern fur seal), 2415 nucleotides. The record is from RefSeq and is a predicted model, not a curated record. NCBI's taxonomy places the organism in Eukaryota, Metazoa, Chordata, Mammalia, Carnivora, Otariidae.
GCGCGGCGAGCCUGUCCGCCGUUCUCAGCCGGGUGUUGGGACGCGGAGUCUGAGGCCCACGGCAGAGCACGAUGGCCGCGUGGGGCGAGCGGCUGGCCGGCGUGCGCGGGGUGCUGCUCGACAUCUCGGGCGUGCUGUACGACGGCGGUGAGGACGGCGGCACGCCGAUCCCUGGCUCCGUGGAGGCGGUGGCGAGACUGAAGCUCUCGAAGCUGAAGGUGAGGUUCUGCACCAAUGAUUCGCAGAAGUCCCGGAGAGACCUGGUGGGGCUGCUUCAACGCCAGGGCUUCGACAUUUCCGAGGGCGAGGUCACCUCCCCGGCCCCAGCCACCUCCCUGAUCCUGAAGGAGCGAGGCCUGCGGCCACACCUGCUUAUUCAUGAUGGAGUUCGCUCAGAAUUUGAUCAGAUCGACACGUCCAACCCCAACUGUGUGGUCAUUGCAGAUGCCGGAGAAGGCUUUUCUUACCAAAACAUGAAUGAAGCCUUCCGGGUGCUCAUGGAUCUGGAAAAGCCUGUGCUCAUCUCUCUGGGAAAAGGACGCUACUACAAGGAGACCUCGGGCCUGAUGCUGGACGUUGGUGCCUACAUGAAGGCGCUCGAGUAUGCCUGUGGAAUCGAAGCCGAAGUGGUGGGGAAACCUUCUCCUGAGUACUUCCAGUUGGCCCUGAAGGAGAUGGGGGUGGAAGCCCACGAGGCCAUCAUGAUUGGAGAUGACAUCGUGGGAGACAUUGGCGGUGCCCAGCGGUGUGGAAUGAGAGCCCUGCAGGUGCGGACAGGAAAGUUCAGAUCCCAGACUUGAAGUUGAAGAGGCCGGACGCUGGAAGCAUCAGUGGACACAGACGGAAAAGCCCCACAAAGCCUACUCUCUCUAGCCUACAGACCAGGAAACAGGCAGCCUAGCAAGACCGCAAACUCGUAGACAGUAACCCUCUAUGCCAGCCAGAUACCACAGCAAAGCUGUGGUCCGUCUCCAUCCGUGCCAGCCAGGGCUGAAUGUGGAGCCAGAACUUCCACCUUCAUAAAGCUGUCAUGAGCCCCCACCACUGGGGAGGGGCAGUAUCAGAGAAGGCCAAGUAGGGCGCCAGGAGCCAGGAGGUAAGGAGAGCCCCUCUGCUGGGCUAGCGGUGGAGACCACACAGAGAUCCCCCCAUCCAGUGGUAAUAAGGCCAUCUCGCUCCCUCCUCCUUCCCGUACGGAAAGCAGUUAUGAAGCAUUUCUGCUUCUCCCAACCAGGGUGGAACUCCCACCCUCGACCAGCAGUAAGAAGAGCCCCUCCCCCACCUCAGUGUCAGCAGAGGACAAGUGGGGAACCUGGACUUCUAUGAACCUCCCUGGUAGUGAUGUGGCAGCUCUAACCCCCUUCACCUGCCAGAGGUGUGUCCAAAAACCAACUAAAAGGGAAGGUUUAAAUAAUAUCUAGAGUCUUGUACCAUAAUACCCCAAAUGUCCAGGUUUCAGUACAAAAUCGUUAUCGUGCCAAGAACCAAGAAAAUCUCAACUUGAAUGAGGAAGGACAACCAAUAGACUCCAGCACUGAGAUGACACAGAUGUUAGGACAGAGAUUUUUUAAAGCCUCUAUUACAAGAAUGCUUGAAACAAAUGAUAAAGAAAGUCUCGGCAAAGACAUAGAGGAUCCAAAGAAGAGCCGAAUGACAAUUGUGGAACUGAAAAAUACAAUAGCCGAAAUAAACUCAAAAGUGAGGGGACAGAGGAAACAAUCUGUGAACAUGAAGAUAGAGACAGAGGUUAUGCAGAGGAGAAAAAAACGGGCUGAAGAGAAUGAACAGACGUUUCACCAAAGAUGAUAUACACAGAUAGCAAAUAAGCACAUAAAAAGAUGUUCAGCAUUGUUAGUCAUUAGGGAGAUGCAGAUUAAAACCACACACGAGGUAUCACUACUCGCUUCUCAGAAGGGCUAAAAUAAAAAGACAGUCACAAGAGCACAGGCUGCUAAGGAUGCUGAGAAUCUGGACGGCUCUGGCCUUGCUGGCGGGAAUGUGAAAUGGUACGGCCGCUCGGAAAACAGUUCGGCAGUUUCUUAAAAAAUCUAAACAUGCAACUAUCAUAGGACUCAGCAGUGGUACUCCCGGGCAUUGCUCACAGAAAAAUGAAAACUCAUAAAUUCACACGAAAGCCUGUACGUGGAUGUUCAUAGCAGUUUUUCUCCAAGCCUGAAACUGGAAGCGAUUCAGAUGUUCUUCAGUGGGGGGAAGAGUUUCACUGUAUAUCCAUUCCGUGGAGUAUUGUUUGGCAAAGAAGAGAAACACACAGUUGAUGCACUGGAUAAAAUCUCCAGUGAAAAAUGCCUGUCCCCAAAGGUUAUGUACUAUCUGACCCUGAGUAUACAACAUUUUCAAAAUGAUAAAAUCAGUUUUAAAAUGAUAAAAUUAUGGUGAUGGAAACCAGACCGUUGG